CGUGGCUAGCGUGGUGGGAGGAGGAAGUGAGUUUACUUUUUUUAUAAAUACAAUACGGGUGUUAGUGUGAAGUGUUAAGAAAAAACAUUGGAAAAAUAUUAUCAAACUGGUGCUACAUUAUUAUGAAAAAAUGGGUCUCUUUGGCAUAACUUAAUACAGAGAGAGAAGAAGAAGAAAAAAGAAAGAGAAAAAUAUAACAAUAAAUUCAUUCGAAAGUGAUAAUAAAAAGUGUGAGAACCAUAAAGAAAGAAAAGAAAAGAAAAAAAAAGCCCAGACAUCUCUCGCUCGGGAAGAUAAACACACCAGACGAAGCAAAAGGAAGAGAAAGAGAGAGCUAAAGUGAAAGUGAAAAAAAAGAGAGAGAAAGAAAGAAAGAAAAAAAAGAGAGACAGAAAAGAAAGAAAAAUAGAACUUCUUAUUGUCUGUCUUCAACUCCUUCCAAGAUGAAGUCCGUGUUUGUCCUCCUCGUCCUCCUGGCUCUGUUGGCCAACGGGAAAGCAACAGAAGAGAGCGAUGACGUCACAACAGAAGACUCUCCCGUUAUCACCCGCGUUGCUGCGUCUGUGGCCAACGCCGGGGAAACGGAGGUGGCGAAAGGAAGGCGAAGAGGAGACGGCAAUAACGGAGGUGGGGAUGAUGCGGCCGAUGACGGCGAGGAUGCGGAGUUGGUGGCAGCCGGGGGGGGCGGCCGGCGGGAGGAGGGGGAGAUCCCGGAGUCCCUCUCCGCUGCCGCCCGUCUGCCAAAGGCCCAGGCACUGCAGGGCGUCCACCAGGGCCUCUCUCAGGGUCUCCCCCAGGGUAGCAGCGGGCGCCAAGUGCAGCCCGCGGGCAGCCAGGUGGGCGGCCAGGUGGGCAGCCAGGUGGGCACGCAGGGGAGCUUCCAGACGGCGCAGACGAUUCAGAGCCUCAACUUCGGCAGGAUCCCGACCUCGUGCGCGCUCUGCUCCCGCGAGAGGAACUUGUGCAGAAUCAUCUCGGGAAUCUUCACCCGGCCCCGCCUUCCCUACGGCUACUCCCUCGUCACCCCCAUUCCCGCGGGCGUGUGCAACGUUACCAUCACGGAGAUGAAGCCGUCAAAGAACUUCUUUGCCCUUCGACGCACCGACGGCACCUACGUCCUCAACGGCAACUGGGACAUCCAGGCGGCGGGGCAGUACCAGGCCGGCGGGACAGUCUUCACCUACACGCCGUCAGACGAUGACAGCGGGGAACAGCUCGCCGCGCCAGGACCUCUUCGGGAGUCGAUUGAACUGAUGCUGAUCUCCCAGAGUCCCAACCCGGGCAUCAAGUACGAGUACCGCGUCCCUCUCUCGGAGUACCUGGGCGGCGGCACGGGCGGCCUCACUCCAUCAUCGGGCGGCCUCGUGCCCAACAUGGGCGGGAAAGUCGGGCCGGCGACGUCCGGGCUCGGCCCCACGCAAGGCAGGGGCCUGGGCCUCGGGGGCGGGAAUGUUCCUCCGGGGCAAGUGACGCCGUUCCAGGGGGCCCCGAACGUCGGCGGCACGGGCGGCAUCAGGACUCCUGCGGGCGGCGGGGCAGUCAAGCCCAACCUGGUUUCGCGCGUGCCGGGGCUUCUGCCGUACGGCCCCGCCAACCCCAACAUCGCCAACGGAGGCAUCCUGCCCCUCACGCCCGUGAUCGCCCCGAUCAACCCUGGGGGCGCCCAUGGCACCUUCACUCCCUCCGGGGUCGUGCCCUUCAAGCCCCUCAGCCCCCAGGGAGGGGUGGGUAGGGCGGGGGCGGGGACGCCGCCCAGAAACCCCGCCUACGUGGGGAGCCAGCCACGGCUCCCGACCCUGGAUUCCAGCGGGGGCGCCGCACCCAGGGGCACCAUCCCAGGGAUCGCGGGCGUCCCGUCACGAGGGCAACCCUUAACCCCCAUAGGGACCCCCAACCAAGGGUCUGGGAGCCUCCCCCUCCCCUGGAAUCCCUCAUACACUUCCCAGGAUGGCGGCCGCGGACUUCCCUUGGGGACGCCCUUCCAGUUCCCAGGGAGCACCGGAGGCUCUGGCGUGGCCCCCGGCUCAGGCUUCCCCGGCCAGAGGCUGCCUGUCUCUCCGCGGGCCGACGGGGGCGGCCUCGAGACCCCCGGCUUCCCGCCGGAGUUCCCCCAGAACAGCGUCCCCCUCCGCCCCGUGGCCGUCGCGCGCCCCGGCUCCCCAGGGGCGCGGAGGCCACCCACCGUGGACGGUGACGCCUCGUCCGCCGCCUCGAAUACGCACAGGACACGACAUCAACACGGCACCAAGGGCCGGAGGAAAUCACCGGGGAAGGCGCCGGGCCGCCCGCAGACGCCCUUCGGCCCGGGCGUGCAGCUGACGCAGCCCAACGUGCUUCCGUCCUCGCCGUCCGAGCCCCAGGCCGCGAAUGUGACGACAACAUCCAGGCGGCGCAGCAAGAGCGAGCGGCGGCGGCAGAAGAGCGAGGGCGCGAGCGGCGAGAGCAGGCGGCAGAAGGGGCGGAAGAGGUCUCGCUUCCAGUGGGCGGAGAAGGGGUUCACGCCCUGCUCCAGGGAGUGCGGGGGAGGGAACCAGACAACCAUCCUGUCGUGCGAGAGGAGGAGGAAGAACAGCGUAGUUGCGGACCGGCACUGCGCCCACCUCCCGCGCCCGGAGACUCACACCAUCAUGUGCAACCUCAAGCCAUGCCCGGCCACGUGGAUGCCCGGCGAGUGGGGUCCCUGCAGCGUCUCCUGCGGGAUCGGCGUGCAGACUCGACCCCUUCUGUGCAAGCAACAGGUGUCCCCGAACUUCAUCAUGAUGGUUCCCGAGGGGGCGUGUCUUACCCCGCCCACCGUGUCCACUUCGCAGGUAUGCGAGAUGGGGAGGUGCCCCAGUGCCAGCCCGGAGUGGGAAGCCAGUGCCUGGUCCAACUGCUCGGCGCCCUGUGGCCUGGGCAAGCGCUUCCGGCAAGUGAAGUGCGUUGCCUCGGGCGUGCAGGUCCAGGACGGCGAGUGCGAGGGCGGGAGCAGACCCCAGGCGGAGGAAGUGUGCGACAUGGGCUCCUGCGCGACCAGCACCUGGUUCUUCUCGGAGUGGGCGCAGCAGUGCUCGGAGCGGUGCGGCACGGGCGUCCAGACGAGGCGCGUCCACUGCCUGAGCGCCACGGAGUCCUCGCGAGGAACCUGCCCGGCGGAGGCGCGACCCGCCGCCACCAGGCCCUGCAGGGGGGAGAGCGGCUGCGGCGGACAGUGGUUCACGGGCCCCUGGGGCGUCUGCAGCGAGGAGUGCGGCCCCGGGAUGCAGACGAGGUCGGUCGUGUGCGUGACGCUCGCCAAGGGCCUGUGGAAGAUCGUCAAGGACAACCGAUGCCCGAUGCAGGCGCGGCCGCAGGACAACAGGGACUGCGACGUCCGGCCGUGCACGCCCGAGUGGUUCACGUCAGAGUGGUCGGAGUGUUCGGCCUCGUGCGAAGGCGGAGUCAUGCGGCGUGAGGUGACCUGCCUUGAUCCCGGCCGCCGCCCCUCCGCCGAGUGCCACAACGCCACCAAGCCGGCCUCGCGCCAGCCGUGCCACCUGCACUCCUGCGAUGCCAUCCCGACCACGACGGCGGCUUCAGUUUCGUCUUCAACCUCUACUGCGUUCCUCGUGCCGAGACCGCCGUACGCAGAGAGCGACGAAGAAACAACUCCCCGUCCUUUGGAGGCCGAAGGCGACCCAACAACCGAUGAAAAUGCUGCAGGAGUAGAAGACGAUUAUGCCGGCGAAGGAGGCGUGGAAGAGGGAACGGAGAGAACGGGAGAGACUUACGAAGAAGAGGAAGAAGGCGAAGAAGAGAACGAGCUGGUGGUGGUCGAGGAGACAGGCAGCAUUACCAACGUCAUUCCCGACAAGGACGCGCAGGGGGACGAGUCUGUGUCUGAGGGCGGCGACGGGGACAGCCCGAGGGAGGAAGAAGAGGCCGAGGAAAAGGAGAAGAGGAAGAGGAAGAGGAAGAAGGAGAAGAAGAAGAACCGGCAGAACAACGGCGAGGAGGAUGAAUCCCCGUCGCAGACGCAGCCGGCGACUGUGGCGCCAUCUGUGUCGUGUAUAGACCGGAUCAAAAACUGUCACCUGGUCUUCCGGGCUCGUUUGUGUCGGCUCAAGUACUACAACAGGUUAUGCUGCCGCACGUGUAGCGCCGCCAGGUGAACGGGACGGGGACAGCGAAGGCAUUGAAAGCAUUGUGUAGCGGGAGACACACCUACCUAAGGAAUGCUGAUAAUGGUGAUAAAGGAAAAGAUAUCACAGAUGGGAGAGAGAAACGUGGGAUGGAGGUUUUUCGGAGAAAGCAAGAUGGAUGAGUAACUAGAACCAGUUUUUGUACCGGUGAUUUUUUUUUUCUUUCUUUUUCUUUUUUU
Molecule: messenger RNA, 4339 nt
Organism: Penaeus indicus
Lineage: Eukaryota; Metazoa; Arthropoda; Malacostraca; Decapoda; Penaeidae
Exons: 17
Coding region: 444-4130 (1228 amino acids)
Biological process (GO): proteolysis; extracellular matrix organization
Cellular component (GO): extracellular matrix
Molecular function (GO): metalloendopeptidase activity
Source: RefSeq, a predicted model, not a curated record